Scomber scombrus (Atlantic mackerel) is the source of this 7036-nucleotide messenger RNA. It is a transcript of the gene mast2, whose product is annotated as microtubule associated serine/threonine kinase 2. The record is from RefSeq and is a predicted model, not a curated record. Gene Ontology annotation, molecular function: ATP binding; protein binding; protein serine/threonine kinase activity. Gene Ontology annotation, cellular component: microtubule cytoskeleton. Lineage: Eukaryota; Metazoa; Chordata; Actinopteri; Scombriformes; Scombridae. Gene Ontology annotation, biological process: intracellular signal transduction; peptidyl-serine phosphorylation.
UACAGGUACGAGCCCUUUGGACAGCCCUCGCAACUUCUCCCCCAACACAGCUGCUCACUUCUCCUUCGUUCCUGCACGCAGUCACGGACACAGGGCUGACAGGACGGAUGGCAGACGCUGGUCUCUGGCCUCCUUACCUUCCUCUGGAUAUGGAACCAACACUCCCAGCUCCACCGUCUCGUCCUCCUGUUCAUCUCAGGAGAAGCUGCACCAGCUGCCCUUCCAGCCGACGCCGGACGAGCUUCACUUCCUCACCCAAACACUUCAGCUCCGAGAGCAUCACGGACGAGGAGGGACGCCGCUCCCCCGCCAUGAGACCGCGCUCGCUCACGAGCGUUCGGAGAGCGUCGACGUCACCUUCGUCAUGCAGCUCGUCAAGAAGCUGAUGAUCAUCAUCGCUCGGCCGGCUCGGCUGCUGGAGUGUCUGGAGUUUGACCCAGAGGAGUUUUACCACUUGUUGGAGGGCAGCAGAGGGUCAUGCUAAGAAGGCCAAGGCAUCAAGUCGGACAUUCCUCGCUACAUCAUCAGCCAGCUGGGCCUCACCAGGGAUCCCCUGGAGGAAAUGGCCCAGCUGAGCAGCUACGACAGCGGAAACCCAGAAACCCCCGAAACCGACGACUCAGUGGAUGUAACCUAAACCAAAACACCUCGAGAGGAAGACUUCGAGAACAUUAAGCUCAUCAGUAACGGAGCCUACGGCGCCGUGUUCCUGGUGCGGCACAAAGAGACCCGGCAGCGUUUCGCCAUGAAGAAGAUCAACAAGCAGAACCUGAUCCUGAGGAACCAGAUCCAGCAGGCCUUCGUGGAGCGAGACAUCCUCACCUUCGCUGAGAACCCGUUUGUUGUCUCCAUGUUCUGCUCAUUCGAGACGAGGAGGCACCUCUGCAUGGUGAUGGAGUACGUGGAGGGAGGAGAUUGCGCAACGCUGCUGAAGAACAUCGGAGCUCUGCCGGUAGAUAUGGCUCGUAUGUACUUUGCAGAAACCGUCCUGGCGCUGGAAUAUCUUCACAACUACGGCAUCGUACACAGAGACCAACCUGACAAUCUUCUGAUCACAUCCAUGGGACACAUUAAGCUGACGGACUUCGGUCUCUCUAAGAUCGGUUUGAUGAGUCUGACCACGAACUUAUACGAAGGACACAUCGAGAAAGACACGAGAGAGUUUCUGGAUAAACAGGUGUGCGGUACUCCGGAGUACAUCGCCCCGGAGGUGAUUCUCCGUCAGGGCUACGGCAAGCCGGUGGACUGGUGGGCGAUGGGAGUCAUCCUGUACGAGUUCCUGGUGGGCUGCGCUCCUUUCUUCGGAGACACACCGGAGGAACUGUUCGGUCAGGUGAUCAGCGAUGAGAUCAUCUGGCCCGAGGAGGAUGAAGCUCUUCCUCACGAGGCUCAAGACCUGAUCUGCAAACUGCUGAGACAGAAUCCACUGGAGAGACUGGGCACAGGAAGUGCGUUUGAGGUGAAGCAGCACUCGUUCUUCACAGAGCUGGACUGGAACAGUCUGCUGAGACAGAAAGCCGAGUUCAUCCCUCAGCUGGAGUCAGAGGACGACACCAGCUACUUCGACACCCGUUCAGACCGGUACCACCACUUGGACUCGGAGGAUGAAGACGACACUAAUGAUGAAGAACAUGUGGAGAUACGACAGUUCUCCUCCUGCUCGCCUCGUUUCAGCAAGGUGUACAGCAGCAUGGAGCGUCUCUCCCUCCACGAGGAGAAGAGAACUCCUCCUCCAACCAAACGCAGCCUCAGUGAGGAAGGAGGAGAUCGCAUCGACAGUCUGAGCGGACUCAAGUCCAGAGAUCGAUCCUGGAUGGUGGGAUCCCCCGAAAUUCUGAGGAAGCGUCUGUCAGUGUCCGAGUCGUCCCACACAGAGAGCGACUCCAGUCCUCCUCUGACUGUCCGUAGACGCUGCUGCUCAGCCAUCAUUGAGAUGCCUCGCUUCGCCAUCUCCUCCGAGGAGGAAGGAGCUCAAGCCGGCAGCCGUAAGAGUCCCAGCCUGCUGGGUCUGAGCGCAGUGAGAGGACCACGCAGUGACGAGCUCCCACUGGCCAUCCCAGAGCUCCCAGUAGAGAGAGAGCUGAAACUGGACGAGUCUCCCACCACACCGAGCUCCACAUCCAGCCAGCUGAGCAAAGCUUCACACACACCUGGUAGUUCAGGUGACGUGUGUGACCGUGGUAACGGUACGACAGGCGGAGCGUUUAAACCCUCAGCAGCAGCAGACAGCGACUCUCCGUCUACUCCUAAAGCCAUCAGCGACCUGGCGGCUCGGCGAGCUCGUCAUCGUCUGCUCUCUGGAGACGCAGACAAACACACGACCACGCAGAGCUCCAGACCGCUCAAUAAAGUCAUCAAGUCGGCCUCCGCCACCACGCUGUCACUCAUGAUCCCUGCAGAUCACCACGGAGCAUCCCCAUUGGCCAGCCCGAUGUCUCCUCACUCUCUGUCGUCCAAUCCGUCGUCUCGUGACUCGUCUCCGAGCCGCGACCUCUCUCCGGCCGUGAGCAGCGUGAAACCCGCCAUCAUCAUCCACCGAGCGGGAAAGAAGUACGGCUUCACCCUCAGAGCCAUCCGGGUCUAUAUGGGAGACUCUGACAUCUACACGGUGCAUCACAUGGUCUGGCAUGUGGAGGAGGGCGGUCCGGCCCACGAUGCAGGUCUGAGGGAAGGAGACCUGAUCACUCACGUUAACGGAGAAGCGGUUCACGGUCUGGUUCACACUGAGGUGGUGGAGCUCAUUCUGAAGAGCGGAGCUAAAGUGUCGAUCGCCGCCACACCGUUUGAGAACACGUCCAUUAAGAUCGGACCAGCGAGGAAGACGGGACACAAAUCCAAGAUGGCGAGACGCAACAAGAAGACCAAGACCAAGGAGGGACAGGACAGUAAGAAGAAAACGUCUCUGUUCAGGAAGAUCACCAAACAAGCGUCUCUGCUUCACACCAGCCGUAGUCUCUCCUCUCUGAACCGAUCCCUCUCCUCUGGAGAGAGCGGACCCGGCUCUCCGACACACAACCUGUCCCCACGGAGCCCGACGCAGGGCUACAGGUCCACACCUGACUCCACACACUCAGUGGGUGGAAACUCGUCUCAGAGCAGCUCUCCCAGCUCCAGCGUCCCGAACUCUCCGGCCAGCUCUGGUCACAUCCGCCCGAGCUCCCUUCACGGUCUCGCCCCAAAGCUCCAGCGCCAGUACCGCUCCCCCCGCCGCAAAUCCGCCGGUAACAUCCCUCUCUCCCCUCUGGCCCGAACCCCCUCCCCGACCCCUCAGAGCAGCUCCCCUCAGCGCUCCCCCUCCCCCCUCCCAGGCCACACUCUGGCCCAGUCUGCAGUGGGUCAGUCGUUCCCGGUGAAGCUCCACUCCUCGCCUCCGCUGGUGAGGCAGAUAUCCAGACCGAAGAGCGCCGAGCCCCCGCGUUCUCCGCUCCUGAAGAGGGUCCAGUCUGCUGAGAAGCUCGCCUCCUCGCUCUCCAGCUCGCCUGCAUCGUCCUCUGGAGCAGCUGCAGCAGCAGCAGCAGCAGCGGGGGAGAAGAAGAUGGCUGGAGGAGCGACUGUCGGGAGCAGAAAACACAGUCUGGACAUCUCACACUCAGAGUUUAAGAAGGAGAUUCUGCAGAGAGAGCCGAGCCUGCAGAGCCUUCAGGAAUCAGCCAGCGAGGGUCUUCUGUCCUCAGCGGGUCGCGGCGUAGAGAAAGGCAGUCUGCAGAAACACUCGUCCUCAUCCAGGAAGUUAGGCCGUCAGGAAGGAGACGGCAGCGGCGGCCUCGGCUCUGUGUCCGGCUCGCUGGGUCUCGCCCCCGGAAAGAGCAAACUGAAGGACAAGCUGUCGGCCAUCCGCCAGGACCGAGCCGAGCGGAGGGAGUCGCUGCAGAAGCAAGACGCCAUCCACGAGGUCGACUCCUCCGAGGACGAGACGGACGAAGGCUCCGAGGACAGCCAGGAGGGACGCAGGGGGGGGGCCACGUUCACCCCUCCUCCCUUACUGAGGCCUACGACUGUGAGGACGGGACCUGGAGGCACGCUGCCGUCCCUCUGCCUCUCUCCCUGCACUCCUCACGCCACCUUCAGCCACACGGGGGUGUCGCAGAUCGGCAGGCCCACCCCCUCGCACACGCUGCCCUCUGUCGCUGAAAUCAAACCCGGGCAGAUCUCCUCCUCUUCCUCCUCUUCUUCCUCUGUGGCUGCGUCCUCUGAAAACGGCGUAAGACAAGAGAGGAAGUUUCUGGAGCCGAGCGUUCCCUCUAAACCCUCUCAGGGCCCGCUUCCCUUCUCCACUCCAGGCAGUGCGUUCAUCUCAGUCAGCAAGGACACGUUCCUCAAGCCGAACCCUCCGCAGGAUUUAAAGAGCAUCAGGGGGAAGACCUGUGCACCUGAGCCUAAACCAGAACCGGACAGCUCUAAAACUACAACUCCCACCACCACCACCACCCCCACCUCCACCACCCCGUCUACCACAGACUCCCAAAGCGCUACGACUACACCGGAGACGCCCCGCACCUCCUGCUCCUCUCCAGGAAUCCCCAAAGAGAAGAAAGAGGCAGAUAACCGCCGCCUGUGUGCCGCCGCCGCCGCAAGUCUGACCACAUCCCCCUCUUCUUCUUCUCCUCCUCCUGGAUCCAGCUGCAGCUCAACCUCCGCUCAAGCUCCGCCAGUUGAGAGCGGCGUCGAUAAAGUAGUUUCCCAGCUCGCCACGGUGGCUAAAAGCGUCCUGGGUCCCGUUAAACUCUGCGGUCCUGCGGAGAAGACCUCAAAAGACCAGAAACCAUCCAGAAGUGGCACCCCAGAAAUCCCUCCAGCUGACCCGUUCUCGUUCCCCGCCAGGCAGGUCACAACCCCUCAGUCUCAGGCUCAGUCGCCUCAGCUUUCAGAGCCGCCGAGCAGACAGAAAAGCCCGUCACCGUCUGCCCCGCAGAGGCCGGCCAGAUCACCGGCGGCUGCAGAAAGAAGCGCGUCAGGAUCUGCAGGUGGAGAGAGCGCCGCCACAUCUGCACCUGCAUCAACAUCUGCACCUGCACCUGCAUCAACAUCUGCAUCUGCAUCUGCACAGCGGCUCGUGGUAGCAGCCGCUCAGCCUGCAGUCACCUCCAGCCACGUCUCCUCCUCUGCAGCAUCUGAGCCCCAACGCAAGAGGUCCGAACCCCAGACGACAACAACCACCGCGUCCGCCUCCUCACAACAAGAUAAAACAACCAGCAAGAAGACGUAGCAGCAAAAAAACAAACAAUUGUACAGAUCUCUCUCACACACACGUUCAGUUUCAGUGCUGGCUGGCUUGGGGUUGUUUUUUUUUUUCUUCUUCUUUUUAAAGAAUUCACACAAAAAACUGCAUGUUAGUAACUAAUCUGAGUUUUUGACUGUCGAAGACGUGAAGCAGAGAGGAGACAGAUGUGGUCGUAGUCCUAGUCCCAUUCCAGAUGUUCUGUGCUCUUUAUGUUUAGUGUGAGUUAUUAUUAUUAUUAUUUUUUUUUUAUAGGUGUCCUGACUCUUGUUUUGGGUUUAUGCUUCAGAUUUAAACACCACUUAAACAGUAGUUGGUGUUUUUUUUUCUCUCUUUCUGCAAACAUGCAAACAUGCAAACAUGCAAACAUGCACGGGGGCUAAAAAUAAAAUAUAAAGGGCGCUGUGGUCCAUGUUACACACACACACACACACACACACACACACCUGCUGCCUCAUUAUCUUUCACGCUACACUUAGGAAUAAAGAGCAGCUCUAUAUUUUGCAGCCUGUGUAAACGCAUUAGUGGGUUUUUUUUUUAAUAGGACUAAAUGGUAAAUUUGCAGCAUCAACGUGCACACAAAUUAAAUUCUCUCUCUCCUCUCGCUGCCGUCAUCGUCCCCGUAGAUCCGACCCUGCAGCAGCUCUGCAGACGUGGUUCAGAUCCUUUAAAGAGAUCUGUUUUAAAAUCACUGUCGGAUUAGAUUAGAUUCAAUUGUGGCUGAUUGACAACAUUUAAACUGACUCUGCAGUUUUAAUCCACAACCUCCAUCACUCCAAAACCGACCUGUACAUCAGAAUUUUUGCAGGAUUUUUGCAGGAUUUUUGCAGAAUUUUUGCAGAUUUUUGCAGAUUUUUGCAAGAUUUUUGCAAGAUUUUUGCAGAAUUUUUUGCAGAAUUUUUGCAGGAUUUUUGCAGGAUUUUUGUUUGACUUGGAAAGCAUUUUCUUUAGUGAAUCCGUCACAUUGAACAUCAUGCCAGCUUAAUGGUGUGUGUGCAAACUCUCCCAAAUUAAUCUGCAUCUGAAUUUAAUGCAACUUUGGACCAGGACUGCAGGCGAAGUUCAGAUAUUUUGAAGACAUCCCUUUAAAAAUCACUGUUGGAUUAGAUUAGGUUAACUUCCAUCACUCCAAACCUUCCUGUACAUCAUAUUUACUGAAUUGCAUGAAUUCUCUUGGUCCCACAAACUUGAAAAAAGACUUUCAUGCCAUCUUAACUGAAUGUGCACACUCUCCCAAAUUGCAAAAACUCCCCAAAAAAUGCAACUUCGGUAACAAUAAAAGGACAAAUGAUGGAUCGGCUAAACUACUCAAACUCAUAAUCCCAUUGCCUUGAUGUUACAGGGUUGUCAAGUCAAGUUUGGGUUGCAUCCAAAUUCCACUAAAUGAAGUUUAUAAUAGCCUGAGACAGAUUCCACCAAACAAAUCCAAUGUUAUCAAUUAGUUUAUCCAAAUCUUUUAUCUUCUCCUCGCUCGUCAUUUAGUAGCAGAAGACGCACAGUGGAAGGUUUUUAAGAUGCUCUAUCCAAUUUACUUCACUAAGAACGUAGAGAAGGAGAGAGGAUUAACCCAACUACACUACAUUUGAUUAAAGGGGGUUAAAGGAUGCAAAGCUUUCACACUAUUACACACAGAUAUACAGAAAAGUAAGGCUCCAAAAAUGCUCCAGACGCAGAAAUCCUAAAACACUAGUGUUGUGUUGUGUUGUGUUGGACCACCACCUUUAUUUUGUAUUUCUACCCCCCCCCCCCCCCCAUUCAUGCCCCCCCGAUGGCUGCAGUAGUUUUAUUUUGGUAUCUGGACCAACUUGCUGUGUUUUG